Molecule: messenger RNA, 1475 nt
Organism: Dreissena polymorpha
Lineage: Eukaryota; Metazoa; Mollusca; Bivalvia; Myida; Dreissenidae
Product: trans-1,2-dihydrobenzene-1,2-diol dehydrogenase-like
Exons: 8
Coding region: 151-1149 (332 amino acids)
Molecular function (GO): nucleotide binding
Source: RefSeq, a predicted model, not a curated record
GUUAGUGGAAACAGUUUAUGAUUUUACAUGCAAAUACAUAUUUAGCUGGGACACGAGGAUUUAGAUAGUUUCGUGAUGUAGUCUGUUUUAUUAUUGUCAACUGGAGUAAAGUUCGCACUACUUGUGAUUUGUGUUAUAGAUCUACGUGUAAUGGCGACCACUCGAUGGGGAUGCCUGGGUCCGGGGAAGAUAUCAGAGGAUUUCUUCAUGGCAAUUAAGGAGAAUCUGCCCGCUCAAGAACACAAGUUUGUCGCGGUGGCGUCACGUGAUCUUGCCAGGGCCCACACAUUCGCGGAUAGGUUCGGAUUUGAACGUGCAUACGGUUCGUACGAGGAAGUUGGCCAGGACAGCGGUGUCGAGGUGGUGUAUAUAGGAACGCUGCACGUGACGCACGUGGAUCUCGCGCUGAAGAUGAUGCAUGCCGGGAAGCACGUGCUCUGCGAGAAGCCAAUGGCGAUGAACCUGAAACAGGCGCAGCUUGUUCUUGAUGCCGCUAAAACCGAGAAUCGCCUCUUUGUUGAGGCUGUUUGGAGUAGGUGGUUCCCAGCGUACCAAAAGGUGAGAGAAGAACUAGCAGCGGGAGCCAUCGGCGAUCCCCGCCUGGUGUUGGUCAACUUUUGCGUCCCCAUCUCCGAGGUGGAGCGGGUGAAGAACAUUGCCAUGGGCGGCGGAGGCUGCCUGGACAUCGGGAUAUACGUGGUGCAGCUGGCCUGUAUGGUGUUUAAUGAGAGGCCGGUGUCCAUUUCGGCCGUGGGAAAUCUGAUGGGAGCGGUGGACGAGAGUGCAGUGAUCGUGCUGAAGUACAAAGGUGGAGGGCUGGCCAACUUGACCUACCACACCGCCGCAGGUCGAGGAACAAACAGCGCCACCAUCAUGGGACCGAAAGGACAGAUUCAGAUCGAAAGCCCGUUUCACGCCCCAACGCGUGUCAUGACGCCGUCCGGUACCAACGAGUUCCCAUUAAAAGAGGGGUCCUACCACUUCGGUAACAGCGCCGGCCUGCAGUACGAAGCGGCUGAGAUCCGUAGAUGCCUAUUGGAAGGUGCAAUCGAGAGCCCCGCGUUUGCGCACAAGGAUAGCGUCAUGGUUCACACAAUUAUGGACGAGGUCCGUCGACAGAUUGGCGUUGUUUACCCGGGUUUCGACUGAAGAGAAGAAACUGCGCUCACUUGGGAAAAAAACAACAUGUCACAUUAAGCCUUCUAUAUUACGUUUCGGGUUCGCUCGGGUUUCCUAAGUUUACCUAUUGUCUAGUUGAUUUUGUGUUUUUAGCUUAGAUAGCAAGAUUUGUAUGUUAUUACAAUUUUCAAAGAAUGUAUUAUCUAGUUAUAGAUUUUUAAGAUCACAUUAAUGAAAGUGAUUGCACUAUGUAAUUUGUUAUUUUGGCUUAAAGAAAACAAGAAUACAGAUGCAGAAACCUAGAAUAAUGCGUGUCUUCGAAAUAGUCUCUUUCCUUCAAUAAAAUAAUCCUGUUA